Magallana angulata is the source of this 2098-nucleotide messenger RNA. RefSeq lists its product as uncharacterized. NCBI's taxonomy places the organism in Eukaryota, Metazoa, Mollusca, Bivalvia, Ostreida, Ostreidae. Bases 194 to 919 code for a protein of 241 amino acids. The record is from RefSeq and is a predicted model, not a curated record. The transcript has 4 exons.
GAGCUUUUAAUUAAGAUUUAAAUGACCAAUCAAUAACGUAAUUUCAACAUGAAAACUUCAGGAUUUUUUGUUAAGCAUGCGUAGUUCGUUAUUUCGUAUUGUGAAUACUCUUGCGACGUAAACAUUUCAAAGAAAUAUAUGCUUUAUUUCAAUUUAAAAAAACUCAAAAAGGCGUCUUUCAGUAUUCCUCAGGAUGAAAAGGAACAUUUCUAUGUGGUUAUUGACAUUGAUUGCUUGUAAAUUUGCCCACAGUAAAAGCUACGCGUUCUCGAAGAACUUGCUUUAUAGCGAUGCGGUGCCGAGUUCGGGUCUGAAUGUUCAAAAACGGGUGUUAACACAACUAGAAUGUGCUAGAUUGUGUGGGCAAGAAGUGACCUGUCAAACCUUCUUCUACAAACCACUGGGCGGAGUGUGUUCUCUGUACAAUCAUCCCCUCCUUGAGUAUACCCCUGUCAUCUUUGAGGAAGGUGUGGAAAUAUACACGAUGAAAGGUUGUCAAUUUUCAGAUUUUACAAUGUAUAGAGAAGGUGGUAUAUGCAUUAGUAUUUUCUCUGCGGAAAAUAUGACAUCAUUGUAUGCCAGCACAGCGUGUAAUCACCGAGGCGGAGAACUGAUAUCAUUAGACACUGACGGAAAGAUACAGUAUUUAAAAACAUACUUGCUCCAAUACUUUAAGUGGACAACACCAGUCUUGAUUGGACUUGAUAAUUCGGAUGGAUGGAAAUGGUCCAACAAUGUAUCUUUGACAUACAGUUCUCUCUUGCAAUAUCAGCUCAACAGUUAUGAUGCGCAAAUGCACCCAUGUCCCGACAACUACUGUGGAGUUCUUAGAAUCUCCCCCACAGAAUCACUGUUGUUUGAUCAGUGCUGUAGUAACAUAAGACCGCUCUCGGUGUGCUCGAUGUCCACAACAUUGUAAACGGCUGAUGUUAAUUAAACAUUUUAAGAAGGCCGGGUUGUCGUGGUCAGUUUUAGACUAUAUAAAGAAAUAGUUUGAUGAUAUUCGUGCAUUUUACGAAGUUGUUGCAAUUUUGGCUACGAUGAAUGUAAUUGAAUAAAUAACGUAUGCAAGUUGAGAUAAAAUUAGAGGUAAAAAAAAAAACUUUGUACCGGUGCAUCGGUGGCUCGAACCUUUAGCUUUAGGUAGUAAGUGGAGCCACUAAGCCAAGCAUUUCGUUGAACGGCUUUGCGUUAUAUUAACACUUCAAGACUUAUUUUUGUUUAUAUAAUAGGCAGAUUUAUGGUACGAAUGAAAUAAUCCCGGAAAAUUAAGCGUUAUCGAAUAUUGCCGAGGAUCGGAGAUCGUUAACUUAUUUAAUAGUGCCAGGUUAAUGAAAUGAAGCAGAACGAUCGAAAAAAAAUAAUCACAAGCAAUGGAGAGACAAAAUGUUUUAGGCAAGUUAUAAACCGAAAACUGACCAUUCUGUCAGAGGUUAUACUGUCCUCAGCGCUGCCACACGUCGUACUGUACAAUAUUUAUCUGACAGAAUAGACAGUUUUUGGCUUAUAACCGGUACAUAUAAUAGAAAAAUGAUAAAUGUUAAAACUACAAUAGUUGGGUUGCAUCUUUACUGAAAUAUUUUUUUGCUGAAAUAUACUUAUAAUAUUAUGGUAGAUCUAUACUUAUACUAUUAUGGUAGAUCUAUACUUAUACUAUUAUGGUAGAUCUAUACUUAUGAUAUUAUGGUAGAUCUAUACUUAUACUAUUAUGGUAGAUCUGGGGUAGAUUUGCUGACCACUCAGCCUUUUCAAGCAAUAAAAUACACUAUUCAAAACAUAGUUCGCUAUCGAUGACUGUGUGAUAUAAUUCUGCAUAAAACAAUAUGUUUCUACUUCUAAGGAACAUUUAUCAAUAGUACACUCUUGUGAUAUAAAAAUAUCAGGCUAAUAUUCAAUGCAAAUACUCGUGUACAUGUAUCUAUUUUUGUAACUGUUGAAUCGUUUAUGAUUUUGUAAUGAAAGAUUUGUACUUUAAAUGAAACUCGUACAGAAUUAAACUAGUAUUGUCAAUUGCACUAUUGUUUUCCGUACAUAUCUGUUCUUCUAUUAACAUAAACCAGCUUAGAACCCACUGAUUUUGGAAGUAUUCAUUUUGUUA